CGCGUUCCCCGUGACGGCGCUGCGCGCGCCCCGUUCCGCCGGCCGCGGCGGCAGCGCCAGCGCCAGAUCGUUGUUUGAAUAUUAAUCUACAUUUACCUCAGUAUUUCAAAGUCUGUUGAUAGUUUGGAUAAAUGAUGGCUCAACUCCAACAAGGAGGUCCAGAUGAAAAAGAGAAGACCACUGCAUUAAAGGAUUUAUUAUCUAGAAUAGACUUGGAUGAACUAAUGAAAAAAGAUGAACCACCACUUGAAUUUCCUGAUACUUUGGAAGGAUUUGAGUACAUUUUUAAUGAAAGAGGACAAUUAAGACAUAUUAAGACUGGAGAGCCAUUUGUUUUUAAUUAUCGUGAAGAUUUGCAUAGAUGGAAUCAAAAGCGCUAUGAAGCUCUUGGAGAGAUCAUUACUAAAUACAUCUAUGAACUACUGCAGAAUGAAUGUCGCUUGAAGAAAGUGACUCUUCCAGUUGAUGCAACUGAGACUGAACCAAAGAGCUUUAUCUUUAUGAGUGAAGAUGCAUUAGUAAAUCCUGACAAACUCUUGGUCCUAAUUCAUGGUAAUGGUGUUGUCAGAGCUGGUCAGUGGGCUAGGAGACUCAUAAUUAAUGAAGAUCUGGACAGUGGGACCCAGAUACCGUACAUAAAGAGAGCUAUCGAGGAAGGCUAUGGAGUAAUAGUUCUGAAUCCCAAUGAGAACUACAUUGAAGUAGAGAAGACAAAAGCGCAAAUACAACUGUCUUCUGAUAUCACAGAUGAACCUGCAGAAAAGAGAGAAAGAAAAGAUACAAUCCAGAAGGAAACAAAGAAGAGACGUGACUUCUAUGAAAAGUACCGAAAUCCACAAAAAGAAAAAGAAACUAUGCAAAUCUAUAUUAGAGAUAAUGGCUCUCCUGAAGAACAUGCAAUUUAUGUUUGGGACCAUUUUAUUUCCCAGUCAGCUGCAGAGAAUGUGUUUUUUGUUGCUCACAGCUAUGGUGGACUUGCCUUUGUAGAGUUGAUGAUUCAACGAGAGGCAGCAGUAAAGAAUAGGGUAACUGCUGUGGCGUUGACAGACUCAGUUCACAAUGUGUGGCAUCAGGAAGUUGGGAAAACCAUUCGAGAGUGGAUGCGAGAGAACUGUUGUAACUGGGUGUCCAGCUCUGAACCCCUCGACACGUCAGUGGAGUCCAUGCUGCCUGACUGUCCCCGUGUCUCUGCAGGAAAGUAUCAGCUUGCCAUAAAGAUCUGAGGUCUGCCUGCCUGUGCAGAGGAAUGGGUGCAACUUUGGAGGACAAGGACCUGAAAGAACACAAGAGGAACCCUGUGCUGUUGACUGGCAAUUGGUUAUUUUCCUUUGAGAUGGUGAAUUGAGACCCCAUCCACUGACAUGGAAAGUUGGUUGUUGCUUCUAGUGUCAGUGGCCUAACCACUGCACUGUCUUAUAAGUGAAGGCCCUCCCUUCCUCAUCUGUCUUAAAAAUAGAGUGGAUUUCCAUCUGUUUUUUUAAAUAAACAACAUUCAUUACUUCCAGGCUGCAGCAUUCAUGGCAUUUCUAGUUUCCAUUACUUUAAUCAGCCAGUCUGUCCUAGCUAAUUAUUUUUACCAAUGCUUUGUAAAUGCCAUGCAUUUUUUAAAAAGUGGAUCAUGGGAUGGAGAAGUCUCAUAAGUGGAGAGGCAAAGUGUUCAUUCAAGCUAACAGUAAGAUUUCUGGUACACUAAGCAGAGGAGUUGGUUACACAUUAAAGGAGAGCCAAAAUACUGUUUUUCAUGUUCUGUCAUCUCUGGGUGACAACAAAGAGAAACCACAAACAUGCAGUGGACAUGGCACCAAAAUGUGAUGGGCUUCCGCACAAACCGAAUGCCACAGGUUGUUCUCAUUGAGCUAACCAAGCAAGAGCAUGACUUAAACAAAGAUAUUAGAUGCAAAAUUGGUCAUUAAUACCAGUAUACCCAGCCUGUGAGAAAUGUGGGUUAAGUGGAAAACAGAUACCAUCAGGGAGUCUGUCAUGUUGAAUGCUGUCAGUAGAAAAUGUACACACAUUAUCUUGGGAAUGUCAGGUCCCCUUACUUCUCUACAUCCUUGUACAGAGUGUCCUUUUUCCAAAGCAGCUCAGAGCUCAGCAGAGAAGUGAGGACGUUUUCUGUUAUAAAGUUUUAGAAAUUGCAGGUGAAAUAGAAGUAUGAGUGUUUAUAUCACCUGCUGGCUGACUGUCCCCCUUUAGAGAACUCUUCUACACAAUGCAGACAAGUCCUGGUUUGUUUUAUGGCAGUUUGUGUCUUCACUGGAAUGACAUUUUUAUUUGUAUGGUUUUAGCUGUAUUCACAGCUUGUAGUUUGCACCUGCAGAUAAAUAAUUUUAUCUUGGUAACAGAGGUACAAUCAAUCCCAGGUGAAUUGAUUUGCCAUCAUCCAAAGCUAUUAUCAACCAUGUAAUAUAUAUUUUUUGUAGAAAUGAGGGAGUAGAAAUUGAUUUUGAAUAGUUAUUCUUUCCAUACACAGGAUCUUUCAUUAUAUAUUCUGUUAAUUCUGGUAUUAUUUUUCUCUGCUACAUGUCUUUUUCUAAACUUUUCCUCUGAUUUCAUGCCUAACUUUGUUAAUGCUACUAAAUGAUUUACUGGAGCUCUACAAGUGAUAUUUCAUUCUCCAGGGAGACUGAGCUGAGUGCUGUCCCCAAAUCUGAUACAAUAUUGUGUUAGAAUUAAUAUGGAUAUUGAUGCAAAAUUAAUGCCAAUAGACUCCACAUCUAAUCCCCCACUCCCUAACUCAAGUUCACUGGCAGCAACAGCAAGUUACUUCUUUGAUUUCAGUUCUAGAUGUGCAAUAUUUAUGAGAGGUAGCACUUUACAGCUUUACUUUGGUUAUUGUUAUUCCAAUGCACAUUAAAACAGUUUUUGGAACUGAAUUUGUUCCAACACUGUUGUCAGACCUGACUUAAACAAAACAGAGUUGGGGCUUUCGUAUAUUUUGCUUGUGGCUUACCCCUGUAGAAGUUACAUGACCAGCUUCCUGAAGAUGCAGCAUAUAAUUAUUAUUUUGCCAGUUGUACCUAUACAGGACUGUGCAGGGCACUGCUCAGAGUUGUAAGUGCCUGUGAUGUGCAGGGCAGUAUGCGACCAUUUCACUUCUCACUUCUGCUUUGUAUGUCUGCAGAGUCUGGCUUGAGUGCACUAUUUGAAUGUAAUUAGUAUAACUAACACCUAAUAUGAAAGAGCAGGAUAGAAGUCAUCACCAGACUUCAAAGGUUUUUAUAGAUUGGUGGGCAGUCUUUCCCUUCAUAUAGUCUGUUGUAUCUUCUGAGAAUGGCUGAAAUAUUCAGUGAUCUCUAACCUUGACAUGUUAGUCUCCUGUAUUUUACUGGUCACAUGCAACUUUCUUUUUUUUCUGUCUAUUUAGACAGGCAUGGUCUUUCUGAUCAUAAAAUCACAGGCUCAUGAACUGGUUUGGGUUGCAAAGGACCUUAAAGAUCAGGUAGUUCCUGCCACUCACCGUGAGCAGGGACAGGUGUCUCCCUUUUCCAUUCAAAUAUGUGUGCCUAGGUAAAGAGCUUUUUGAUGGGUAAUAAAGAUUGGUUUAAACAAUUUUGAUCCUCUUGUCCUGCUAGCUUCAGACUCAUUGAAAAUGGUUCUUUUGGUACACUUUGUUAUGUAGAUUGUGUAUAGCUUUUGAGGCAUAGGCUUAGGUUUAAAAUGUAGCUGUUAAAAUACAGGACAUUGUACAACCAUUUUCAAAAGAUAAGACUUUUUUGAGUUGCUUUCUUAAAUCUAACUGUCCAAACAUAGUUUUGUUUGUAUUUUCACUAAAUGUGAAAACUUACACUGGUUAAGUGUGCAAUUCAGUGAUUGUUUACAUGAUGGGGAAAAAUCAAUAGAUAUUCCCCUGGGGUUUUUUUGGAAUGGGAGUCAAAUUCCCAUCAAGAAAACUUGCCUAUUCUUGGUGAGCUUGAUCUUUCUUCCCCUUGCACUCAGCAUUGCAUCUCUCCCAUCUAUCCCAAUGUGCAUGGCUGGAUUUCCAUAGCAGAACCUCUUUUUCAGGCAUCAUGCAGUUGCUUCUCCUGAAGCAGUGGGCGGAGGAGAGGAGGGGUAUUUCUUUCUAAUCACCUCCUGGAUACAUUUGUCUCAGGAGUGCUGUGGUUGUUUCCAUGAUCAGAGACAAGCAGACCUCCCUGGGCAGGAUGCUUCUCUGUCUUACAGCCUCAACCCUUUGCUGCUCCAGCAUCCCACCCUGUGGUCCCUCAUGGUGUCUGUAGAUCUGGGAAGAGAAUGCUCAGAA
Molecule: messenger RNA, 4243 nt
Organism: Catharus ustulatus (Swainson's thrush)
Lineage: Eukaryota; Metazoa; Chordata; Aves; Passeriformes; Turdidae
Gene: ARB2A
Product: family with sequence similarity 172 member A
Exons: 11
Coding region: 132-1223 (363 amino acids)
Biological process (GO): regulatory ncRNA-mediated heterochromatin formation
Cellular component (GO): nucleus
Molecular function (GO): siRNA binding
Source: RefSeq, a predicted model, not a curated record